AUGAGCAAUACAGACUUCCUGGGGCGGGCGAUAGAGUCGGUGAAGAAGGCGAUCGAGACGGAUACUGCUGGGGAGUACGAGAAGGCAUACCAGAUGUAUUACUCGUCCUUGGAGCUCUUUAUGCUCGCCUUAAAAUGGGAGAAGAACGCCAAGUCGAAGGAGAUGAUACGGGCGAAGGUGGCCGAAUACAUGGCACGAGCAGAGAAGUUGAAGACACACCUAGAAGACAACGACAAGGGGAAUCGCAAGAAGCCGAGUGCUGUGGGCGUGAAUGGGAAGGUCUCCGCUGGAAGUGGGAAGGGAAAGGGCGAUGACGAAGACGAAGAGCAGGAUCCCGAAUCCAAGAAGCUUAGAAAUGCACUUCAAGGUGCUGUCCUCUCAGAAAAGCCAAACAUCAAGUGGGAAGAUGUCGCAGGUCUAGACGCAGCAAAGGAGGCACUGAAGGAGGCUGUCAUAUUACCCAUCAAGUUUCCGCAUCUUUUCACCGGCAAGCGUCAACCAUGGAAAGGUAUACUGCUCUACGGACCACCUGGUACGGGUAAGAGUUAUCUGGCAAAAGCUGUGGCAACGGAGGCGAACAGCACGUUUUUCAGUGUCAGCAGUUCCGAUCUGGUCUCGAAGUGGAUGGGAGAGAGUGAACGGCUGGUAAAACAGCUGUUUGGUAUGGCACGAGAGAAUAAGCCUUCCAUCAUCUUCAUCGACGAAAUCGACGCUCUGUGUGGACCCCGAGGAGAAGGCGAGUCGGAAGCGUCGAGACGUAUCAAGACGGAACUACUAGUUCAAAUGGACGGCGUGGGCAAGGACUCAAAAGGUGUCUUGAUUCUUGGCGCAACGAACAUCCCGUGGCAACUUGACGCCGCUAUCCGUCGUCGUUUCCAGAGACGUGUACAUAUCAGUCUCCCAGACUCCCCAGCUCGGAGGAAGAUGUUCGAGCUUGCGGUGGGCAAUACCCCUUGCGAGUUAGCUCAGCACGACUACGCGAAGCUGGCCGAAUUGAGCGAAGGAUACUCUGGUAGCGACAUAAGUAUCGCAGUUCAGGAUGCGCUUAUGCAACCCGUCCGUCUCAUCCAGACAGCGACGCACUACAAGAAGGUCUCGGUGGAAGGCGUGGAAAAGUGGACGCCAUGUUCUCCAGGCGACAGGGGAGCGGUGGAGAAGUCCUGGACAGAGAUAGAGUCGGAUGAAUUACUGGAGCCAGCGCUGAAAGUGAAGGAUUUCAUCAAAGCUAUCAAAGCUUCAAGGCCGACUGUGAGCAAGGAGGAUCUAGACAGGAAUGCUGACUGGACUAAGGAGUUCGGUAGCGAAGGUGCUUAG
Mytilinidion resinicola is the source of this 1314-nucleotide messenger RNA. Its product is annotated as vacuolar protein sorting-associated protein-like protein VPS4. The transcript has 6 exons. NCBI's taxonomy places the organism in Eukaryota, Fungi, Ascomycota, Dothideomycetes, Mytilinidiales, Mytilinidiaceae. Gene Ontology annotation, biological process: vacuole organization; endosomal transport. The record is from RefSeq and is a predicted model, not a curated record. Bases 1 to 1314 code for a protein of 437 amino acids. Gene Ontology annotation, molecular function: ATP hydrolysis activity; ATP binding.